Molecule: messenger RNA, 3944 nt
Organism: Oncorhynchus gorbuscha (pink salmon)
Lineage: Eukaryota; Metazoa; Chordata; Actinopteri; Salmoniformes; Salmonidae
Product: DNA-binding protein SATB1-like
Exons: 12
Coding region: 105-2837 (910 amino acids)
Biological process (GO): regulation of transcription by RNA polymerase II; chromatin remodeling
Molecular function (GO): RNA polymerase II cis-regulatory region sequence-specific DNA binding; DNA-binding transcription factor activity, RNA polymerase II-specific
Source: RefSeq, a predicted model, not a curated record
AAGACGAGGAACUCUAUUCUUGUACUACCUACGGCGUAUCGGAAUCUCAACAGGAACCAGCAGCCAGCGGAUGCCAGUGUGGGGAUCACUCAGUCCCACAUGUGAUGGACCCCCAGCAGUGUGAUGGAGGCCAUGUGUCAGAGGGGUGUAACACUCCUGGUAAUGGGGACCACCGGCCCCCUCCUGCCAAACUGGUCCGCCUGGAGUUGAACGGUGGCGGGGGCCCCUCAGGUCCACACCAGGGCAGGACGAGACAGGGGAGCCCAGGGGUCAGAACUUUGGCCCCCAAACUCACCCCACCCGCACCGCAACCCAAGAACUGGCAUAAAAGAGGAAGCCUGCUGCCUGUGCUGUGUUUGGUGGAGCACAGAGAGAGCCCGGUCCUGGCAGUGGAGGCUGAGAGGAGAGAGGAGCAUGCAGAGUUUGUACUGGUCAGGAGAGACCUGCUGUUUAACCAGCUGAUAGAGAUGGCUUUACUGGCCCUGGGCUACUCUCACAGCUCAGCAGCACAGGCCAAAGGUUCGAUCCAGGUGGGUAGGUGGAACCCUGUCCCUCUGUCCUGUGUGACUGAUGCUCCUGAUGCCACAGUGGCUGACAUGCUGCAGGACCUCUACCAUGUGACCACCCUCAAGAUCCAGCUCACCAGUUGUCCCAUGUUGGAGGACCUCCCUCCAGAACAGUGGAGUCACUCCACAGUGAGAAACGCCCUGAAGGAGCUAUUGAGAGACAUGAACCAGAGCUCACUGGCCAAAGAGUGCCCUCUUUCCCAGAGUAUGAUCUCCUCCAUUGUUAACAGCACCUACUAUGCAAAUGUGUCGGCCUCCAAGUGCCACGAGUUUGGCCAUUGGUAUAAGCACUUCAUGAAUACCAAAGGCAUCGUGGAGAUUGACAGCUUCUCUGACCAAUCUCAAACGAGCUCCACACACCCAUCAACCAAACAAUCAUUCCCAGGCAGCACAGCCGAGCAGGUCUGCUCCUCACCCCUCCCCUUUCCUCACGGGGGUGCCACCCACACUUCUGGGCGUAGUUGUCUGGCCCCAAGUCUCUGCCCCCCGGGGCUGGUCCCCGCCCCCCUCAGCCCCCAGCUAGUCAGCCCCCAACAGAUAGUCAUGGCCCAGUUCCUCAACCAGCAGUAUGCAGUCAGCCAUAUGCUAGCCCAGCAAAGCCUGUCUGUAUCUGUUUCCACCUCCCCCCAGCAGUUCCUCAACCACCCCCCUGUGGGGAGGCCUCCCCCCUCCCUGGCCCUAGCCAAGGGCCUCGACCCCCCGCCCCAGGCUGGACCACCAGGACCCAGGUCUGGGUCCCAGAGCCAGGUGUGUGGACCAUCAGACAUCUCAUGUGAGAUCUACCAGUGGGUUAGAGAGGAGCUGAAGAGAGCAGGCAUCUCCCAGGCGGUGUUUGCCCGUGUGGCCUUCAACAGGACCCAGGGCCUGCUGUCUGAGAUCCUGCGUAAGGAGGAGGAUCCUAAGAGUGCGUCUCAGUCUCUCCUGGUCAACCUGCGGUCCAUGCAGAGUUUCCUACAGAUACUGGAAGGUGAUCGCGACCGUAUCUACCAGGAGGAGAGAGAGAGGAGUCUGAAUACAGCUGUUUUAGUAACCACAUCAACGCCUCUCUCCCCUCUGCAGGUGAGGCUGUCUCCAGUAGCAAGGGAGGGAUGUGUACUAGACAGAGGGGUGAAGAGGGAGGGAUGUGUUCUAGACAUCAACAGUUCUAUCUAUGAGGAGAUCCAACGGGAGAUGAAGAGAGCCAAGGUUUCUCAGGCCAUGUUUGCCAAGAUGGCCGCGUCCAAGAGUCAGGGCUGGCUGUGUGAGCUGCUGCGCUGGAAGGAGGAUCCGUCCCCGGAGAACCGAACCCUGUGGGAGAACCUGUGUAUGAUCCGGCGCUUCCUGAGUCUGGCCCAGAUGGAACGAGACGCCAUCUAUGAACAGGAGAGCAACACUCUGCAACAACACUGUACAGACAGACUCACACAGCUAGUCAACAACAACACACUGCUCCAACGCCACUCCCCAUUGCAACAACAACACCAUCAACGAACACUGAUCGCUCUGUCCCAGCUGCCCUUGCAGCCCCAGGCGGAGCCUCGCCUGCCGCCACGACAACCUGCAACAACAGCAUCACCGGCCGAGACUGAGGGGGGUAGGGGGCAACUGAGGACCUGGUGGGGAAGUAGGCAGGGUGAUGGGAAGGAAGAGGAUAUUACUGGUAGGGGUUGGAGCCAGGGCAAGGUUAGGGGUGUGUGUAACAAUGACAAGGAAGGGGGAGAGGGAAGGUGGGCGGGGGGCAGACAGACUAACGGCGAGGGCGAUGGUGGGAGUGAUGGCGAGGGGUUUCGGGUGUCCCGAGAGGCACAGGGGAUCCUGCAGAGCUUCAUCCAGGACGUUGGUCUGAACCCAGACAAGGAGGCUGUCCACACACUGUCAGCCCAGCUGGGCCUGCCCAAACACACCAUCCUCAGCUUCUUCCACAGCCAGCACCACAGCUACACUCACCAGAACCAUAGACAGUACUACAGUGAGAUCCAACACAACCAACAUCCGAGCCAGGACCACAACCAACACCACACGGACCAGAACCAGCUCUUCUAUAAUGGAGCAGGCCCAACCCAGCCUAAGAGAACUACAGGGGAGGAGUGGACUGUAGAUCUCGCUGGACAAAUGGGGGAGGGACGGGAGGAUAUGGAGCAGGAAGAGGAAAUAGAGGGGAAGGGGGAGGAGGACGCCAUUUUGAAAGAGUUGGAUGUGAGCAGUCAGACUAACGCCGUCGCCACCCUAGAGGAGGAGCAACAUGAUUCUAACCAAUCUGAGACUGCCCAACCACAUGACUCUGAUGAAUAACAUGAGUCCAUCCACUAGUUGUCCCCUUUAACCCAAUGAGAAUGCAUCAAUUUGAUAGACUCAUCUAGCUCUGCAGAAAAUAAUAUUAGCCUUUUCUGAAGAACUUUAGUAAUGAAUGAUGUGGUGUUAUAGGUGUUUCCCUUAUUUGUAAUGAAAGAUUUCAAUUAAAGACUAACUGUGAAAAUAAAUGAAAUUAUGUAGUUAUACAUGUAUGCAGAGUUAGUUUAAAGGCUCAGUGCAGUCAAAAACUAGAUUUUCCUGUGUUUUGGAUAUAUUUCCUCACUGAGGUUGGAAUAAAACAGUGAAAUUGUGAAAAGUAUGAUAAUGCCCUUUCAGUGUAAGAGCUGUUUGAACAUUUUUGCCUGUUUUGGUGGGGUGGAGCUUUGGCGUGCCUGGUGACAUCACCAGACGCUAAAUUAGUUAAUACACCAAUAAGAAAGAGAGUUCCAAACCUCUCUGCCAAUUAAUAGCAACUUUUCAGUUUUCCCGUCCUCACUCAGACCACUCCCAGACAGUCCUAGCAAAAUUUUUGCUUGAGAAAUUGCUAUUUGCUAAUAAGCUAUUGUUGUUUCUUUUUGACCAUUUUAACUAAAAAUAACCACAGUAAGGUACUUAAUUGUUACCUAGAAAUUCUUUGACAUUGAGAUAAAAAUGGCUGCAUUGGACCUUUAACUGUUGAGGAUCCAAUUUGAAAGACAUUAUGCCAACAAAUGCCUUGUUGUAUGUGGCACUACCCAUCUGUUCUAUGCCUAGAUCAUCCUCUCUGGAUUUAAAAGACAUUGAAAUGGGAAUAUUGAUAUUGAUCCACUGUCAACAGCUGUAUUAUAGACACAUGAUACAGUAUAGUGUUUUGGUUUCUUUCUCUUUUACAAAACUCUGACAACUAUGCUUUCUUACAUCGAUCUGUCAUAAUGUCCACGUACUUGUCUCUUUGACUGACAGUAAAAUGUAAAAGUGUCUUAAAGUCUUUGCUGAUCAACAUAGUUGAGGGACAUCACUCAAAUUUUGUACACAAAUUAUUUCACUCUAGCAAAUGUAGUGUAGGUCAAAUGCCUAAUUGUAGAAGAAAAGGCUAAAUAUGCAAAGGGUGUGUGUGUGUGUGUGUGU